AUGAGUAGCAAACGCCACACAGUUUUGCUAUUUAUGCUUUCACAGUUUUUUUUGCAUCUGAAUUUUUAUUAUGAAAAGAGGGACAAAUAUUUCACAGGAUACUUCGCUAAUUUGAUAACAAUAAUAGAUGAAGCUGAAAGCAUCUGUUUCAACCACAGAAUCUUUGCUUUUCCAUCUCAGUGGAAACUUCUGUUCAACUGGAUUCAUUACUUAGGGAAAAAAUCCGAAGCCAAUGCUGUAGUAAAUGAAGAAGUUAAACCUCUUUCAAUACAAGAUUUCACUUUAUGUAGUGACCUAUCCCUUUUGUCCUGCAUAUUCUGCUGGUUAGAAAGUCCAAAGUGA
Messenger RNA from Loa loa (African eye worm), 342 nucleotides. RefSeq lists its product as hypothetical. The record is from RefSeq and is a predicted model, not a curated record. Bases 1 to 342 code for a protein of 113 amino acids. The transcript is spliced from 3 exons. Lineage: Eukaryota; Metazoa; Nematoda; Chromadorea; Rhabditida; Onchocercidae.